This is a messenger RNA of Lacerta agilis (Sand lizard), 4652 nucleotides long. RefSeq names its product synaptotagmin like 2 (gene SYTL2). NCBI's taxonomy places the organism in Eukaryota, Metazoa, Chordata, Lepidosauria, Squamata, Lacertidae. Gene Ontology annotation, cellular component: plasma membrane; exocytic vesicle. The record is from RefSeq and is a predicted model, not a curated record. Gene Ontology annotation, biological process: intracellular protein transport; exocytosis. The coding region runs from base 411 to 4358 and encodes 1315 amino acids. The transcript has 20 exons. Gene Ontology annotation, molecular function: neurexin family protein binding; small GTPase binding.
CUGCCCUUGGAGCGUCGCGCGCGCCCCGCGCGGCUGAAGCGUCGGAAGGCGGCUGCAGUUCGGGGCACAUAAACAGAGGAAGGAAAGAGGAGGUGAUGCUCACAUUGGACUCCGGAGCAUGCAGUUAAUCCCAUGAGCUGCUGAAGCAUGAAGGAAGGCUCCCCUGUAACGUACAUGUGAUGUGAGCAAUCCAGGAAUGCAGCGCCUUAUCCACAGAGUCUCGGCGGGAGAAGCGCAUCUCCUUGUUCUAACAAGAAAACGGAAUCCGGGAACGUUUUAAAAACUGCUGCUCGCUUUGUUGCACGGCCGCACAUGCCCUUGGUGAAGGCUGCUAGGUUUCUUCUCUCUGUGUUGUUCCUUUUUUAAAAACAACAACAACAACAAAACGAUUUCAAUACAAAAUUAGCAAGAUGAUCGACUUGAGCUUCCUUACGGAUGAAGAGCAGGAGGCGAUCCUCAAAGUGCUUCAGCGGGAUUCAGACCUGAAGAAAGCUGAAGAGGAGAGGGUCAGGCAUUUAAGUGAAAAAGUUAAAGAUGAGAUCCAGGUUAAGAACAUGAGCGGGCAGUGGUUUUACGAAGCCAAGUCCAAGAGGCAUAGAGAGAAAAUUCACGGAGCAGACAUCAUUCGGGCAUCCAUGAGGAGGAAGCCGUUUCCAACAGCAGAACUGAGUCAAAGUAAGUCAGACAAGACAAAGAGCAGCUGGGUGAACAAUGUCAAUAAAGAAGUUUUCACGCCUCCAGAAUUGCUGGGUGCCGUAAAAGAGGCACAGGUGGAAUCGAAAUCUGAUGAAAGCCCCAAAGUGUUCAGUGCAGCCUCUGACGCAUUAGAGACGCCUCAAGAAAAAACAAGGAAGUUAGCUGCCUCACCGUCUAAGCAAAGGAAAAACCCAUUUAAUGAAUCAACUCUGCUAGAAGAUAGUGCAAAAAAUGAGCAGCCUGAGCAUGGAAUGGCAAUGGAAAAAGAACGUGUGUCCCUUACAUGUAGUGUGUUUUACCCUUUGCUUUGUGUGUGCUUUGCAUCUUGUUUUGCAGACCCGCAUUCGGUAGGAAACCAGCCCAAGGUAGACGUAACAAACCACAGCAGGGUAGAGGAGUCGCAUCGGGCUCCUGUAGAACCGAACGACUUGCCGAGGCAGGCAGGGAAACCACCUGUACCCAAAGCCAGGAGAAACAUCCACAAGACAUCAGACGUCAGCUCGAAGAGCGAAGAGUCCUUUCCCCAGGCUCCGAAGAGGAUCAAGCAGGUUAACGGCCAGGGGUCUCUGCCCAGGGGCAUCCUGAAGCGCAGCUCAAGCUCAAGCUCCACCGAUUCCGAAGUGUUCCGCUUGAACCAAACCUUGGAGCCCUCCGGUAAAAGCGGACUGCCGGCCCCGACCGUCCUUGAACGUGUUGCGGAGAAGAGCCCGCCUCCUCCAGGCGAAUCCGAAGGGUUCUCCGAAAACUCGUUGGAGAGGCUGAAGCAGGUCCGGUUCUCGUCCAGCGUCAGUAGGAAAGAGCGCCCGCAGAGCCUUGAGUUGCACGAGGGCAAGGAAUCCGGGGAGUUUCGUUUGUUGGACUCCGAUGACGCCAAGGCCAAUGGGAAUGGAGCGGGCGAUCCAGGUGCGCUUCAGAGUCGGCACGCUCUCCCGUCUAAGCCCCCUCGGGCCCAUUCUCCAGCCUUAAAUGGUAAUGCUGAGAGCCAAGGAGAGGGAACGGCUCCAGGUUCUCACGGUGCCAAGAGCUCGGGUCUGCCAUCCAACACGUUGCAGCCCGAGAGACACCCUGUUGCGGGACCUACAAUUCCAAGUGAGUCUCCUAGCAAGACCUUCCCCGCAAUGAGGGAAGAACAAACCAAUCCCACAAAGCCUCAGAUCAAAACAAAGCCUCCGAGCCUUGAACAGGACACCUCGAAAAGCACAGCUGACCAGCAGCUGCCUAAAACAGAAGACUCUCAGGUGCCAAAUGUUGGCUCUGCAGACCUUGAACAAGGUAAGCAAGCUCGGGUUGAGGCUCCGAGUGCUAAAACUGUUUCCAAAUCUGACAAAUACAAUGCUGAGAUCUUGAAGGCAGCCGAUGAGUCCAUAUCUAAGGUGCUCGACUGGUUUAAAAGAAGUUCCAGUGAUGACGAAAAAGAGACACUUCCGGAAAUCCCUCAAGACGCGAGACUUGCAGAGGAAAUGGAUAUACCCAAGGCAAGAGAAUCUGCUGCAAUGGCAAAAGAUAAAGACUGCAGUUCAGAUAUGUUCAAUCUGCAUUCUUCUGUACGUGAAAGAAAAGAGCCGGCCAGCAAGGACUAUCGAUUCCACGAAAUGGUAAACGGUGGGUCGCCGUUUACAAAGGAUGGAAGUCCAGGCAGCCUGUUACUAGGAGAUCAAAGCGAAACAGGAGAGGUUGCUUCCUCUAGCUCCCAAGGGCAGGGCAUUCAUUUAAAUGAGAGAACACGUUUUCAGACCAUUGGCCAGCCUGCAAACGAGAGAGAUGAGAGGGCUGUGGAAGGCAAGGUUGAAACGGAGGACAAAAGUGCCUUGUGCAAAGAACCGAAGAUCUUGGAAGAUGCAAAGGGAAAACAGGGUUUGAAAAGUGUUGGCUCUUCUUUUGGAAAAGUAACAGGAAGGGGAGAUGUUACGCCCGAAGGGGGGAGAGGUGUUAAAGCUUUUUUGGAAGGAGCAAAUUCUGAGCAUCGAUCUGGAGGGGAAGAAUCUGGGCAUCUGGAUGAGAAAAACUCGCAGCACCCCAGUAGAGGGGAUCUCCUUACCUUACCUCAAGAUGAAUCCAAAGAAUCAUCUCUGAUAGAGGUUCCAAGAAAAGUCAAGAAUAUCAGGGCUUUCUGGGAAAGAGAGGCGAUGAAUCCAAAGCUUGCAAAUAAGGAAGGCCUAUUAAGUGAAAGCACUGCUGGGAGUAACCGGAUACCAAUCUAUAAAGAGGAAUGCAGCAGAAUAAAACCAGUGGGUGGGUCCUCAGGAUAUGUUACUGGAGAAUCUGAUAACGAACAAGGUUCGGAAGAAGAACUAAACCCUGUAAUGGAGGCUUUGAAAAGGAGUUCAAAUAGGCAGAUCCCUUCCAAAAGUCUAGAGGACAUACCAUCAGCCACAUCAAAUAAAGGAAAAGUAAACCUCCCAAAGGAAGAUUUAAUGCUUAGUGCGGAAGAUGAUCAAAAAGCAGAUCAGCCUGAUGAGAACGCUCCAGGAAUUUCCACAGCACCUUCUUUUCCUGAUAGACAGUUCUCACAUCCGGAAAAAAUCAAAAGGAUGAGCAAAUCAGUCCCAACAUUUACUCAGGAGGAGAGCGAUGGCAGAGAAACAGAUACAGCUUCAGACAGCAGUUACCCACUUGGCAGAAUCAAGAAGAGCCCCAGUUCGCUAACCAAUCUUAGUGGCUCUUCUGGCUUGGCGUCCUUGUCUUCUGUCAGCACGAGUGUGAUGAGCAUCUACAGCGGAGACUUUGGGAACGUGGAUGUGAAAGGAAACCUCCAGUUUGCCAUUGAUUAUGUGGAGCAGCUGAAGGAACUUCAUAUUUUCGUUGCCCAGGGCAAGGACUUGGCAAUUGCAGAUGUUAAGAAGCAGCGUUCAGAUCCGUAUGUGAAGAGUUACUUGCUACCAGAGAAGUACAAACUGGGCAAAAGAAAAACGUCGGUGAAGAAGAAGACGUUGAACCCUGUCUUCAAUGAGAUAUUGAGGUAUAAAGUUGACAGGGCCCUCUUGGCAUCCCAGAGGUUGAAUGUCUCCGUGUGGCACAAUGACACGUUUGGGCGUAACAGUUUCCUGGGCGAAGUGGAGCUGGACUUGGGAGAAUGGGACUGGGAUGACAGGCAGAACAAGCAGAUGAUUUGGUACCCGCUUAAGCCAAGAACUCCACUAGCUGGUCUUGAUCUGGAGAACAGAGGGGACAUGAAAAUAGCUCUCCAAUAUGUUCCACAACCUGUUGGGGGUAAAAAACAUCCAGUCACUGGAGAAGUCCACAUUUGGGUGAAAGAAUGCAGUGACCUCCCAGUCCUCAGGGGCAAUAGACUCAACUCUUUUGUUAAGUGUACCAUCCUUCCAGACACAAGCAGGAAAAGCCGUCAGAAAACAAGAGCUGUAGCGAAGACAACAAAUCCGGUGUUCAAUCAUACAAUGGUCUACGAUGGCUUCAGACCUCAAGAUUUGAAAGAAGCCUGCGUGGAGCUCACUGUCUGGGACCACAACAAACUAGCCAAUCACUUCCUUGGAGGCCUCAGGAUAGGACUUGGAACAGGUAAAAGCUACGGUACUCCAGUAGACUGGAUGGACUCUACAACAGAUGAAAGCAACUUAUGGGAACGAAUGAUUGAUUCUCCAAACACCUGGGUUGAAGAUACGCUGCCACUCAGGAUGCUGAUGAUGGCAAAAGCGGCGAAAUAGGAUGAAGCUCCUUUUGGACGCUUCCUGUUUGUACGGCUUGCUGGCGUUUGGGUGGAAAGAAGAGCCAAGCAAAAAUAGAGAGGAACCUGGGGUGCGGGGGUGCACAGUGGCUGAUAUAUUCAUUUGUAAUUUCAUCAGAGGGCAUAUGUGUCUGCAAUACAAUUUUAAACUAUUUUACUAAAUGCUACUUUGAUAAUGCAUGUCAACUCCUUCCUGCCCUCAGGUACUGUUAUUAAAAAUUAAACUUUAUUAAAGAUGAAUUAAAACUGUAAAAUAUAUGUAUUUAAAAUAUUG